Molecule: messenger RNA, 4049 nt
Organism: Wasmannia auropunctata (little fire ant)
Lineage: Eukaryota; Metazoa; Arthropoda; Insecta; Hymenoptera; Formicidae
Gene: anchor
Product: integral membrane protein GPR155
Exons: 12
Coding region: 352-2793 (813 amino acids)
Biological process (GO): intracellular signal transduction; transmembrane transport
Cellular component (GO): membrane
Source: RefSeq, a predicted model, not a curated record
GAAAAUCACCUGGUUGUGCGUGACGUGACUACGCGCCCAUCGCGAAUGGCCUACGUUGGACUUUGUUUCCGCGUAUAGCGGCUUGAUAACGAUCUGUUCACUUCUCGUCGUUAAAAUCUAGAUAGCUUGCACGGUACGACGGAAUUUCCCGCAUACUCACCACGGAAAACGUGCAUCCCGAUUAAAUCGAAAUUUCUCGUAUGCAGUGAUAUUUUAUUAGGACUGCAGGUUGUUUUAUAAUUUUGAAACAUUCAUAUUCUUAUUUGACAUUGAUGGAGAUAUGAGGACAAUGUCAUACGAGCUUGUUACACAAGGGGAUCAAUUUUAUAAAACCAAUGACAUAUUAAAGAGAUGAUGAAUACCUUUGAUAUAGCGGAAAAAAUGAUUAACGACGGAAGUGUAUCGACAUCUUUGUCGUUAAGCACAAAUCAAUAUGCAGGGACAGGGGACGAGCCGACUGAUAACUUGUAUCUUGCACUGAUACAAUGCUUUGGUAUUCUACUAUGCGGGUAUAUAGCAGGAAGAUUUGGUGUGAUAACAAAGACGGAGGCAAAUGGCCUGAACACUUUUGUCGGCACCUUUGCUUUGCCGUCUUUAAUCUUUAUGUCUCUGGCGAAGCUCGACUUUUCGCUGGUUAAUUGGAAAUUCCUUCUUACCGUAUUGCUUGCCAAGAGCUGCGUCUUUAUCACUGUGCUUGCGGUUUCGUUAGUAAUUAAAAAGCCAUCGCAUCCUGGACGUGCCGCGCUCUUUGCGAUAUUCACCACUCAAAGCAAUGAUUUUGCUAUUGGAUAUCCGAUGAUUUAUGCUCUCUAUGGAAAAACUCAUCCAGAGUAUGCCGCGUAUCUGUAUCUGAUGGCACCCAUAUCACUGGCGAUUUUGAAUCCAAUUGGUUUUGUACUGCUGGAGAUUGGCAAGCGACGUGUCGAGGAGCACACAAAUUGCAAGGACAUGGUUUACUCCAUCGCCAAGGGUGUCGUGCUGAAUCCCGUGCUCUUUAUGACGGUCCUGGGCAUUGUAGGAAAUUUUAUCUUUAGUCACAGCGUGCCGCGUCUGCUCGCCUCGAUUCUCGAGGUGCUCGGCAAUGCUUUCUCCGCUAGCGCGUUGUUCCUUCUCGGCUUAAUGAUGGUAGGGAAGAUACACAAAUUGAAGGGUACAGCGCUGGUUAUACCGGGUAUACUGAUCUCGGUGAAACUGCUAGUCUUGCCUCUAGUCAUAAGGGAGUCCAUUAUUCUCCUGAACGCCGGCGAUAACGUCACGGAAACGAGAGAUUUAAGCACGUACGGAUUUCUGUACGGCACCAUCCCGACAGCACCGGCUCUGUUUAUUUUCACAUUACGAUACAAUCUCGAGAUCGACUUAAUUGCGUCAGCUAUGGUAGCCUGUACGUUUCUCUCCGCUCCACUUAUGUUUGUAUCGGCUAAAGUGAUCAAUGCGGUUUCCGCUGGAGUUACGCCAGCCAGUUAUACACGGCAACUUAAUAUCUUUUCCUUCGACAUAAGCGUUGCGUCAGCAGCGGCUUGUAUAUGGUUGUUGAUAUGUUUCCUUGGAUUCGGACGGAAAAGAUACAACCAAGUCACUCACCGAUGCACUCUGUGCCUUGUGAUUGCACAGCUUGCAAUAGCAAUAGGUGUGAUAAUAUGGUCAAAACUUGAUCCAAAUAAUAAUCAGACAACAUUAUGGUACGUCCAAUUUAUUUUAAUAACUACUGGCGUAUAUGCCAGCAGGAUAUGGACAGCUGCAAUUGCAGCGACAUUACUAUUUCUGAGUUCACGCUCGUUGUCUUUUGUUAAAAAUCUACAGAAAUGGUUUUAUCCACUUGGAUGGGGAGUACCACUUUUGAUGGUAAUAUUAACAUGCAUCACUGUUAGACUAAAUCCGUCUGAUCUUGAUUUUAAAAAUCCGAAUUUUCAAUUAGGCAGGACUCAAGCCGCUGUAUCUUCAUUCGUAUUAAUAUUCUGCUUUAUAGUGACAUUAGGUUGUUUGGUUUUACAACAGAGAUAUCAAAGAAGGCACAGUACAAUGUCAUACGAACAUUUAAGGAACAAUGCAGAAAAUCCUACAAUUGAAAAUAAUGAAAGAAGCAUAGUAGAUGUGGAAGACUUGGUAUCUCCAUUAACGAAUGCAACACCUAUAUUUGGCUGCGAAUUUCAAAAUGGUUGUCCAAAUGGAGCGUGCAGAGGUGGCGAAAAUAGAGAUAACUGUGAGGAAGAAAAUGAAACAAACUUAAAUGACGAUCCUCAGAUUUUGCGACAUCUUGUUUUUCUGAUUCUCCUGUUAUGCUCCAUGUUUAUUGGCUUAUCGAUAUCCGUGGGUACAUUAAUAAUGGAACAGUUAACUGGCAUUUAUGCCGAGCUUGCAUUCUUAGAUGUGACUUUGAACUUUGGACAAUCGUUAAUAGCGUUCGCUAUUUUUGGACUAGAUCCUAGCUUGGGUAAAUUGGGAUGUUGGCUGCGGAAAAUGUGGAGAAAAUGGCAAUUUGAAAAAGAAUUACAACUUCCUUGCGAGGAAGCUCUCAGUCCAGAAGUGAAAGAGAUUCGAGAACAAUUUAAUCGAUGUCAUUUAGACGCAUGUCGAGCACGCAUAUCCAUGUGCCGUAGGCGAUUAUUGAGGGUGUACAGAGGAGUCUUUUCGGGAACGGAUUUGGUCAACUGGUUGCUCGAAGUUGGCAUUGUGACUAGCCGGGAGGACGCCGUGCGUUAUGGUCGUUGCUUGUUGGAAAGCAGAGUCCUGCAACAUGUUGAUGGUACACAACACUUCUACGAUCAAAAUCUUCUAUAUACGUUUAAUGCAUAAUUUAAUUUCCGAAUAUUUUGAUGGAUUUUUUCGCUGAGUGAGACGAGAAUAAUUCCGUUCGUAUUUAUAUUUCAAAUAUUUGAGUGCAGAAGCAAAAAUAAUUGAAAUAUAAUUUGUAAUCGAAUCUCUGCGUUCCUUAUCCAUUUGGCCUACGCAAUUUUUUUAGUUUUAGUUUUUUAAAUAUAGAAUUUUAUAUAUAUUUUAAUGCGCAGAUUUAUGAAAUCAUGUCGGUGUGUAUCUAUAAAUUUUUUUCUUGCUUAUUUCCUUAACGAAAUAGACUGCAUAAUUUUUGUUUAUAGUGUCCAUAAGUUUUUCACUGAUCACUUAUAUUUUAUAUUUCUAUGUUAAGUAAUAUCAAAUAAUAAAAGAACCAAAGAAAAAUGCAAGAGAAAUGUUUAUAGAAGUUGAAUUGGUCAAGAGUAGGAGCGCUAUGAGUACAGAGGUUUGAUUAUAUGUGCAUAUGUUCAAAAUAAUUGUUUUUAAAAGUAAGCACACAAUAAAUUAGUGAGCGACUAAUUUUUAUUUGUAUAGUUAUAUUUAUGUGAUGCAAUUUAUAUAGAAGAUAUUCGAUUAUCUUGAUAAUUAUUUUUAUCGAUAAAAAUGGCAUCUUUUUGAAUAUUUACAUUAACAAAAUCCAUAAUUUACAUUGCACAGUAGUGAUAUAUUUUUAUUGAAGAACAGUAUCAGUAUUAGGUACAGUUUAACUUUUAACUCUGUAACUCUGUAUAAAAUGAGUAAAGGCUGUGUUUUAGUUUCUGAUCUCUGUAAUUUCAAUAUGCAGUUCAACAAAUGAAGAGUUGUAAUAUUAAAAGAAGCUAUUUUUAUACAGAUCUUAAUUAUUUAUUAUGACAUUUAAUCAAGAAUAUGAUUGUACGAAUAUGAUGAAAAUGAUUGAUUGAAUAACAAAGCCAAAGAUAACAUAAGACUGCGUUCAGGAAUUGACGGUAUAUUAUUUCAUCCUUUUUAUUCACCGAAUAUUAGACAAGGAUAAAAUGAUAUGUAGAUUCACCAGGUGAAGUUUUUGAACGCAGCCUAGAAAGUCUUUAAAUUGUCUUAUUGAUGCUAAUUAUAUCGAGCAAAUUAUAUAAGAAUUAUGUAAUGAAAUGUCUCGAAAUUUAUUAAAUCUAUUGUAAUUUCUAUUCAUAUGAUUUUUUUUAUAUUGAACUUUCUUGUUUAUCGUUUUAUUUAUUUAAAUAAAUCUGUUAAAAAUACUAUGUAAGCCGAUAAGUAAUAAAUACACGACAAUAUCAAAAGUG